Messenger RNA from Phascolarctos cinereus (koala), 2687 nucleotides. It is a transcript of the gene PAFAH2, whose product is annotated as platelet activating factor acetylhydrolase 2. Gene Ontology annotation, molecular function: 1-alkyl-2-acetylglycerophosphocholine esterase activity. Lineage: Eukaryota; Metazoa; Chordata; Mammalia; Diprotodontia; Phascolarctidae. The record is from RefSeq and is a predicted model, not a curated record.
GCCUCACUCCUUCUUCUAGGAACCCUAACUCCCAGAGGGCAGCGGGGGGCGGGGCGGGGUUUCUGCUCUCGGCUCCCGGCGGAAUCGAGAAAGUGAGAGGUCGAAGUCUGAGGGGGUUCCGAGGCAGGGUCUGACCAGGCCAUCGAAAGCCAUGGGAGUCAGCCCUUCCCUGGGGCUUCCACCUGUCGCUGGCCCCCAUCUUGUAGGCUGUGGAGAUGUGAUGGAAGGCCAGAGUCAACAGGGGAGCUUCUUCCGCCUCUUUUACCCCUGCCAAGAAACCGAGGGGGAGGUUGAACAGCCUCUGUGGAUCCCCCGAUAUGAAUACUGUGUUGGCCUGGCUGACUUUCUGCACAUCAGUAAACGCUGGGGGGGGAUGCUGUUCAACAUGGCCAUGGGAUCCUGCCGCCUACCCAUCAGCUGGAACGGCCACUUUAAACCACAGGACUCUGGGUACCCACUGAUCAUCUUCUCUCAUGGCUUGGGAGCCUUCAGGACCGUGUACUCAGCCUUCUGCAUGGAGCUGGCUUCUCGUGGCUUUGUGGUGGCUGUGCCAGAACACAGGGACCGUUCUGCCUCGGCCACCUACUUCUACAAGCAGACUACAGAGGAGAGCUGUCCCCAAGCUGGGUCACUGGAGGAGGAGUGGAUCGCCUACCGGAGGAUAGAGGAAGGGGAGAAAGAAUUCUGGAUUCGUAACCCCCAGGUGCAUCAGCGAGCAAACGAGUGUGUUCGGGUGUUGAAGAUCCUGCAGGACAUUACCACGGGCCAGAGUGUCUCCAACAUCCUACCUGGCGGGUUGGAUCUAAGGACUCUGAAGGGCAGCAUCGACCUGUCUAGGGUGGCAGUGAUGGGGCACUCAUUUGGAGGGUCAACAGCCAUUCUAGCCCUGACCAAGGAUGCCUGUUUUCGGUGUGCAAUAGCUUUGGAUGCCUGGAUGUUUCCUCUGGAACACAACUUCUACCCCAAGGCUGGGGGCCCUGUCUUCUUCAUCAACACUGAGAGCUUCCAGACAGCUGAGAGCAUUAGCCGAAUGAAGAAGAUCUGUGCUCGUCACAGCCAGACCAAGAUCAUAACCAUCCUUGGUUCUGUUCAUCAGAGUCAAAGUGAUUUCACUUUCGUGACUGGAAAUCUGCUCGGCAAACUCUUCUCUACCCAAACUCGAGGGAAGCUGGACCCGUACAAGGGUCAGGAGAUCAUGGUACAGGCCAUGCUGGCAUUCCUGCAGAAACACCUUGAGCUGAAGGAAGAUUAUGAUCAGUGGGACAGCCUCAUCGAAGGCGUCGGACCAUCUGUGGCCCCGGGGGCCCCACACCAUCUGAGCAGUCUCUAAAGACAUUGGCCAUCUGGCAAACAGUGACUUGAGCCGAAUUUCUCUUUUGGUUUGGGUGGGAUUGACCCAAAUUGCCAAAUUCAUGGUCUCUUGUUAGAAAGCUUCUAACAGGAUAGUUCAAGACAAGAGUAAGUAAUCAUGCUGCUGAUUGAAGGGAUUAGGCACUUUGAUCUUUGACUUUUGCUGAUUUGAAACUCACAUGUAGAACUUGGAGAUCCCUUGGCACCAGGCAGUGGGCAGAUGGGAAAUCCAGGAGCCUGGUACCGUGAGGGGGACACAUGGACGGGGGUAGGCCGGGGACCUGGAGCUUUAUCUCUAGCCAGCAACCCCAAUCAGCUGCUAGAGCGACUUCUGUGCUUCCAGGUCAGGGCAGAGCUCUCACUGAUUUGUAGCACAUGUUGGGAAGGGACUUGGAAGGAAAUCUAGAGGUGUCUAGUCAGCCCUUCUGCCUGGUGCAAGGCCUCCUCCUACAACAUUCCUGCUACAUGGCUUUCCAGACUCUGCUUGAAUGCUUCCAAAGAUGGAGAGUUAACUCACUGCUUCCUAAAGCAGACUGGGCCAUUUUUAGACAACUCGAGUGUUCAGGAAGCUUUUCCUUAUGUUAAAUUGGAAUGUUCCUUUUUGUAAUUUGCUUCUAUUCAUCCUGAUUCUCUCCUCUGGAGUCCCCAGUGUGGGUAUAACCCUCCUUAUUCUGUGUGUCUCCACCAGAACUUGCUUUAGGCUAGCUGUUGAGAGGGCUAUACACAAGGCCUCCGAAAGGCCCCUGAAAGUCCCUGAUUAUUCUCCUUCCAUGUUACUGUGACCUAAGAACACUUAGUCGGGAGCACAGUCACUAUGUCCAGAUCUCACACCACUUCACAUGUUUGAGAACACUGUUUUCUCCAACCACAGGCAGCAUUGCAGAAGUGCGUGUAGAGACUGUCAGGGGUUGGCUAGUCCGUUCCCUUUGUCUUUGGAAAGAGCUGUCCUAGUCAGUGAGCCUCAGACAGUUCCUGAUGGGCUCUGUCCUGUCUUUAAUGCCCUGAGGGAAGGAAACUGACCACUUCUCCAGGUGGCGACUUCGUCCCCUCUCCUCAGCCUCUCAGAUCCCACUCACCAGCCAUGUGACACCAGCAAGCCAUUUCACAUCUCCCUUUCUCAUCUGUAAAAUGAGGGUAUUGGACUUGACAACCUCUAAGGUCCCCUUCGGUUCUAAAGCUGUGGUCUGUGCCUUUAUUCCUCCCCAAAGAUAUUCGAUGAAAUCAGAGCACUUUAAUUUUUGGACUGUGAACUCCUUUAGAGAACUCUUUUUUUUUCUGGCUAGGCAAUGGGGUUAAGUGACUUGCCCAGGGUCACACAUCUAGUAAGUGUCAAGUGU